Sardina pilchardus (European sardine) is the source of this 1651-nucleotide messenger RNA. It is a transcript of the gene s100b, whose product is annotated as S100 calcium binding protein, beta (neural). The transcript is spliced from 3 exons. Gene Ontology annotation, cellular component: nucleus; cytoplasm. Bases 122 to 409 code for a protein of 95 amino acids. The record is from RefSeq and is a predicted model, not a curated record. NCBI's taxonomy places the organism in Eukaryota, Metazoa, Chordata, Actinopteri, Clupeiformes, Clupeidae. Gene Ontology annotation, molecular function: calcium ion binding; S100 protein binding; RAGE receptor binding. Gene Ontology annotation, biological process: positive regulation of cell population proliferation; positive regulation of canonical NF-kappaB signal transduction.
CCUCCAGCGCUGCCCUAUAAAAGCCUGCCCCUGCCUCUCCCUUCACCCGCUGCCCGCUGCCCUCCCUCAACCCCUCGGCACCACUCGCUCUGCUGCGCCACACUGCUUUGGACUCUUCACCAUGAGUGACCUGGAGAACGCCAUGGCAACCAUCAUCGAGGUUUUCCAUAAGUACUCGGAGAAGGAAGGAGACAAGCACAAGCUGAAGAAGAGCGAGCUGAAGGACCUGAUCACCAACGAGUUCCCGUCCUUCUCAGAGCAAGUGAAGGACCAGGCCACCAUGGACAGUCUCAUGGAGAGCUUGGACGCGGACGGAGACUCCGAGUGCGACUUCCAGGAGUUUAUGACUUUCAUCACCAUGGUUACCGUCUGUUGCCAUGAGUUCUUUGAGCUGCACGAAGACGAAUAAGGGGGGAACCCGAGAGAGCGCAGCGGAGCUAGAACACACAAGGGGGAUAGUUUUACGUGAGACACACAGCAUGUAAUGUACGGCUUUCUUCUCCUCUCAUUUCAACUCUGUCCGCAUUAUACUGUUUCUCUAAAGCGUCUUGCUCUGGUUCCUAGCAUUUUGUGCUUAGUUCAUUCUAGAUGUAGAUGAAUUUUUGAGGGUUUUUUUCUCUCUUUUUUUGGUCCCUUAAUUUAUAAUGAGUGUUUUUUUGAUUGUUUGUUCAUCAUGACAAUGAAAUGACCUUAAACACUGCUUCUUCAAUCUAAGUUACAGCCCACCAUCUUGUGACCGUUCUCACAUCCAGUGCAAAUUCUCCAAUGCACACAUACAAAAAAAAUUGUAUUGUACUGUUCGCUCCCAGUCAGUUCGGCUGACUGAAAUUUACAUUUCUAUAAGACCACAUUUCAUUUGUUGUCGCCUUCAAUUGAUUAUUUCAUUUCCUGUUUCUGUCACCUACAACAAUGGAUGGCGGCCAUGAAAGAGUCUAGUGUAUUCAUCCCUUUUACCGAGAGAAGUCUGAGUAUGGUGGGUUGGGACAGCCAAAGUUUUCAUUCUGAUAGUGAAGUCGGUCGCACUUUGCUCUAAUAGUCUCCUAUAGAGAUGUUCAGACGCUCCCACGUAAACGAACUAUGUGUUGGGGUGGGUUUGGUUGAGGUGAACUUGAGGUGAACAAAGCAAUUCAACAAGAUGUUUUGAAGCAUUGGAGCAUCUGCUAAGACUCUGUAGGCAGACUGUCCAAGUAAAGUGCUACUGUGAAGUCCGUGCUGUGCUGCAUGUAUGUUGAAAUUCAUUCUGUUACGGGGGAAAAAAACUGUCUGACAUUGAGGGUAUGACACCAUAAGACAUCACUCCUAGCCACAUUUGAUUCCAUUUUGACACCUUUGAGAAGCCAUAUUGUCAAACAUGCCACGUUUCUGAUCAAAACAAUGACAACAACAACAACAACAAGAUGACUACUUCAACCUGUACAUAAAUAAAACCUAAAAAUACGUUUUUCAAAGGCAAUUAUAGCUCAUACAUUUAACCAAAUGUGUAGCGGAGAAAAAUCAGUGUGUCCUCUGGUGAAACAUGGCGCAGCACUGGUGUUUGUUCUGCCCAAUCUGAAGUCGAGAGUGGACUGCUCGGAAUGCUGAAUGACAAAAACAUGUAAUGAGGAAAUGCUGCUAUGUGUUGUGAAGACACUGAAUAAAGUCGUUGGCAGAA